Messenger RNA from Diachasma alloeum, 1607 nucleotides. RefSeq names its product G kinase-anchoring protein 1. Gene Ontology annotation, cellular component: Golgi apparatus. NCBI's taxonomy places the organism in Eukaryota, Metazoa, Arthropoda, Insecta, Hymenoptera, Braconidae. The coding region runs from base 294 to 1214 and encodes 306 amino acids. The transcript is spliced from 6 exons. Gene Ontology annotation, biological process: signal transduction. The record is from RefSeq and is a predicted model, not a curated record.
UCUUCACCUCUUUUUCUCCAUUCAUCACCCCAGAAAAAUACAACAAAAAAAUUUACUUCAUCCCGCGGAGUUUGCGCGAGAUAAAAACCAAAACAUUCGGAUUUUCCACGAAUAAAUAAUCGAGUUAUGGUGGAUACAAUUGUUGGGGCCGUUUCAUCACGCACCGGAAGUCACUUAGCCAUAUCGUAAUCGUGAGAAAAAAUAAUUGAGCCUCGUCUUGAGCACUGUUUCCACCGUUGAUUUCGGGCAGAUCAAUCGCUCUGAAAACUGAAAAUAAAAAUCGAAUUCACACAAUGGCGACCACUGUGCCUUCACGAUUCGCUGUUCUUGCUCUCGAUGACGAUGACCCCAAGCCCAAGAGGAGCCAAAAGUCAUCGAGCAAUGUCAAGAGUGAUGUCAAGAGGAAAAAUGACAAGCCCAAGGGACAGAGCCAGGGCCCCAAGAAGGACGAGAAAAAUAAGAAGAGCAAAUCUAAGAAGAAGAGGGGAAACCAGGAGACUCAGCAGUGGGAGCAGUGGAAGGAGAAGGACACUAUGGCUGUAGAGGAAGCUUACAAGCAGGAGCUCCACGAAGCCCUGAUCCUAUCAAAACUGGCCUACGAGACACAGAUAGAGAAUGUUAUCAAGGAUGCAGAUGUAACGAAGAAGUCUGGCGGGAAGAAGUCGAAGAAAUCCACAAUGUCUCUUGAGGAAUUCAAUAAUAUGGGGAGCAAUGAAGCUACAGGGACUGCUAAUCAUCAGGAUUCCAAGCCAUUCAAACAUAAAACUGAAUCAGAUGCAGAAUUCUUCGAGAGAAUGGACAAAGAGACUAAAGAGGAGAUUAUCAAAUGCAAAGAGAGAGACAUGUUGAAGAAACGGUUGAACACUCUGGAUAAUGACAUAACGUCUGCACAGUUGAAAGUCGAGGUUGAAAAGAGGAACGAACAGAUUCUGGAGCUCAAGGAUGAGGUGGAGACACUCAAAGCUGAAUUGUCACAGGUCAAGGAGAGGAAUAAGAAGCUUUAUCAGAUUCUAUCACUUGGGGAGAUGAAAGAUAAAGCUACAGUUCUAGCUGAAGUUGCUAAGCUCCAGGAAAUUCGGGACGAAUUGACGUCUGAGGUGCAGUCUCUUCAUGCACAAUUGGAACAGGAACGUUCGAAAACUAGGGCCUCAAGUACUGAAGUUAAAUCUACCAAGCAAACAAAUAAGAAGAGACCAGCCAGUGAGAAUGCCUAAAAGCCUUCACACCCCUCGAUAAAAUCGAAUAAACCAACUGGAACAGGCUCUCUUCACCGAAAAGUCCAGUCUUCGAAGCAUGAGUAUUUAUUUUCUAUUCUCAUUUCUUAAUACUUCGUUAAUUUCGCACUGUUAUUACUGUUCAUUACUAUUAUUAUUGUUAUUAUUAUUUUCAUUUGUGUGUUUUGAAAACACCAUCCACAAAAUGUGAUUUAAUUUCGUUACUGCUUCCUUCAACGUACUAAUACGAUCCACUGUGACUGAUUAUAAUUAAUUGAUAAAUGAGAAAGUAGGAUUAGUGGAAUAUAUUAAGAGGAUUUAGUUCGUGAAUAUUCAGUACUAUGUAAUGCAGCUCUUUAAAUAUUUUGUAAUAAAUAUAUAUUCUAUGCAUUA